ACGCUGUGGACGCGGUUUGUCGGUCUGGAGGAAACGACGCCGUAUUGGCAUAUUCUCUCUCUCUCACUGUCCAUUUCUUCCCCUCAGAUCGGUCCUCUCUCUUCAGGAGACCGCAGUUGUAGGAUUCCUUUAGUCUUUCUUCAAUGGGGAACGAUCAUGAGGAAUCAAGCCCUCUUCUCACCAAGCAAGUGAAUGCUGAUGAUAAAAAACCUAAUCCUACCGAAACUUUUGCUCAGACUUUGCCUCCGACCAAGCCGUCGCCGCCGGUGUGCGCUUCCAGCUUCGGAUGGACCGCCGAUGGAUUGCCUUUGGGCCACGGGAGCGUGGUAGGUGAGCCGAUGGGGCGGACUCAGUGGGACUCUAGCCUCUUUGCUUGCCUAGGUCGUAACGAUGAGUUCUGCAGCAGCGAUCUUGAAGUUUGUCUUCUUGGAAGCAUGGCUCCCUGUGUGCUGUAUGGAGGCAAUGCUGAGAGGCUUGGAUCUGGGGCCGGAUCUUUUGCUAAUCACUGCUUGCCUUACACUGGUUUAUACCUGAUUGGAAAUUCCUUUUUUGGUUAUAACUGCCUGGCACCUUGGUUUUCAUAUCCUAGCAGGACAGCCAUCCGUCGGAAAUUUAAUCUAGAGGGCAGCUGUGAGGCAUUUGCUAGAUCAUGUGGGUGCUGUGGAAGCUUUGUGGAGGACGAGUUGCAGCGCGAACAUUGUGAGACAGCUUGUGACUUUGCAACUCAUGUGUUCUGCCAUGCCUGUGCCCUGUGCCAGGAAGGUCGUGAGCUGAGGCGAAGGUUGCCUCAUCCUGGUUUCAAUGCCCAACCAGUCUUGGUAAUGAUCCCUCCGGGAGAGCAGACCAUGGGCCGCAGUGUGCCCUAAGCAUCUCAGCAUGGAAAUAGUAGCCUGUGUAUAUCUUAUCAGUAUGAUGUUCGAGACUGUCUUAAAACUCUAUUUGCAGUAUCUGAGUUGUAUUUGAGAACUGUUUGCUUGGUUUGCUUGACCACGAUAUAAAUAAGCUACUUUGAAAUUGAGACAUUAUUUUGUUUAUACUCGUAUGA
Messenger RNA from Vitis riparia (riverbank grape), 1045 nucleotides. RefSeq names its product cell number regulator 8. NCBI's taxonomy places the organism in Eukaryota, Viridiplantae, Streptophyta, Magnoliopsida, Vitales, Vitaceae. The record is from RefSeq and is a predicted model, not a curated record. Bases 144 to 866 code for a protein of 240 amino acids. The transcript has 3 exons.